This is a messenger RNA of Esox lucius (northern pike), 5512 nucleotides long. RefSeq names its product serine/threonine-protein kinase Nek9 (gene nek9). Gene Ontology annotation, molecular function: protein kinase binding; ATP binding; protein kinase activity. Gene Ontology annotation, cellular component: centrosome. Gene Ontology annotation, biological process: protein phosphorylation. NCBI's taxonomy places the organism in Eukaryota, Metazoa, Chordata, Actinopteri, Esociformes, Esocidae. The record is from RefSeq and is a predicted model, not a curated record. Bases 484 to 3333 code for a protein of 949 amino acids. The transcript has 23 exons.
UAGUGCUGCUGGCAGAAUACUAGUGAAAAGAUGGACUCCUUGCGCAGUUGCACGGUCGAGUGUGCUGUACUAUCAGCUUCAAAAAUGUCUAGUUAGUGAAGUGCGUGAUAUGCAGACAAUAAACUUUUUUGUUUAUUUUACUUAGUAUAAGAUCAGCAUAUAUAGUUAAUAUAACACUGCGCAAAAGAAGAGAGGACACGAGGCCAAACGAUUUCCAAGUAACUUGCUAACUAGCAAAUCAACAACACUAUUGCAUCUCUUGCAUGGGCCUGUUACUAUAUUGCUGCGAUUUAUUAUUCUGUGCAGAAGUGGUAACCGUAAUGAAGAUGGCUUUGAUUGAUGUAUUACUGCAACUUUUUGGUGUGAAUUUUAGUGUAGUCCAAUAAAUUCGCUGUUGGAAGUUUUACGAGUUUUUAGCCUUAAAUGAACAAAUCUAAUUUGAUAAUAGUUGGCGAGUAUUAGCUGUUUGCCACUUUACUCAAAAUGUCACUCGAGGACUACGAAAGGCAUUACGGGUCGCUAAAUUCUGAUACUGGCAGUGAAUGUGUUCCCGGCGGCCGAUCGACGUCGGUAUACAGCGGCGAGGAAGAAAAGUUACAUUACAUUCCUAUCCGUAUACUUGGAAGAGGGGCUUUUGGGGAAGCUACGUUGUAUAGACGAACAGAGGAUAACUCUCUGGUGGUUUGGAAGGAGGUGGACUUGAACUGCCUCUCUGAUAAAGAACGUAAAGAUGUCACAAAUGAGAUCAGCAUCCUCUCCAUCCUACAGCACAACAACAUCAUUGCCUACUUCAACCAUUUUAUGGACAAGGAUACUCUGCUCAUUGAGCUUGAAUACUGCAAUGGUGGAAAUCUUUAUGAUAAGAUCAACCAACAGAAGGGAGAGCUCUUCUCUGAGGAGGAUGUCAUAUGGUACCUGUACCAAGUUGCUUCUGCAGUGGCUCACAUUCACAAGGCUGGUAUCCUGCACAGGGAUAUCAAGACCCUGAAUAUCUUUCUAACUAAAACCAACCUUAUUAAGUUGGGUGAUUAUGGGCUGGCUAAGAAGCUUGACUCCCAGUUUGCCAUGGCUGAGACUUGCGUGGGAACACCAUACUACAUGUCCCCAGAACUCUGCCAAGGUGUGAAGUACAACUUCAAAUCAGACAUCUGGGCAAUGGGCUGUGUGAUUUUUGAAGUCUUAACUCUCACCAGGACCUUUGAUGCUACGAACCCGCUGAACCUGUGUGUCAAAAUAGUGCAGGGAAAUUGGACCAUGGAGGUCAACUCUGAUGUAUAUUCCUCUGCACUGAUCAAGCUGGUUUACGAGUGCUUAGACCAGGAUCCAGAAAAGAGACCCACAGCUGAUGAGAUUUUGGACAGGCCAAUCAUCUCCUGCCGCAGACAGGAGCUUGAUGAUAAAGUAGCCUCGCUGAACUCAGCCAUGAAAAAACCCAAGCUGAGCACUGUCACUGAGAGCCCUGUGGCUGUAGUGACCACGCGCUCCAGGGAGGUGUAUUUCUGGGGAGGAGGAAAGUUCACACCCCAGAAAUUAGACGCCUUCAAAGGUGGCAGCAGCGCCCAGCACGUGUGCGCAGGGGAGACCCACUUCGCUGUCGUUACCGUGGAGAAAGAGCUCUACACUUGGGCUAGUGUCCAAAGUGGGGCCAAGAUGGUGGGCCAGCUGGGGCACGGGGACCAGGCCUCCUAUCGACAGCCACGCAAGGUGGAGAGGCUUCAAGGGAAGGCCAUCCGCCAGGUGGCUUGUGGAGCUGAUUUCACCGCCUGCGUCACUGACGAGGACCAGAUGUACAUGUUUGGUUCGGACUACUACGGCUGUAUCGGAGUGGAGAACGAGCACGGCAUGGAGGUGCUUGUGCCCGUACAGUUGGAAUUCUUCGAGGAGCGGCCUGUCAGGCAGGUGUCCUGUGGGGACAAUCAUGUGGUGGUGCUCACUCACAGUGGAGACCUCUACUCCUGGGGUUGUGGGGAGCACGGGCGUCUCGGUCUGGACUGUGAGGAUGACUUUAACUCCCCCAUGCAAGUUGAGGUCCCCAAAGGAGCCAUUAUCUCCUCUGUGUCCUGUGGCCUUGAUGGAACCUUCUUCCUGACAGAGUCAGGCAAAGUCUUGGCCUGUGGGAACAACGAUAUGAACAAGCUGGGUCUGAACCUGGGAGUCUCGGGCCUUAAAAACCUUCCUGGAGAGGCCUACCAGGGGAUACCAUACACCACCACCUUGACGUUGGUCAAACAGUUGGCCAGGUAUAAGAUCCAAGCAAUUUCUGCGGGAAAGACUCACACUGCUGCCAUUGACGAGCGUGGGAGACUAAUGACCUUUGGGUGCAACAAGUACGGUCAGCUUGGUGUGAAGGACUUCAAGAAGCACCAGGGCGUCCAGUUGCUUUUGGGGCCUUUUGGGGGGAAGGUGGUCAACAAAGUGUCCUGUGGAGAUGGAUUCACCAUGGCAGCCACUGAGGACAAUCAGAUCUUUGCCUGGGGAAAUGCAGGAAAUGGGCGCCUGGGAAUGCCGGCUGAUAAAGGCUUUGGCUCUGAGGUUUGCCCCGCUUUACCUCGACCUAUUUUUGGCUCCCUCCACCAUGUGCCAGAUCUCUCGUGUCGCGGCUGGCACACCAUUCUUAUCAUGGAAAAGGUUCUCAACUCCAAAACUAUCCGCUCAAACAGCAGUGGGCUUUCAAUUGGUAGUGGGCUUGGCCAGGCCUCAACUUCCACUGUGGAUCUAGAGAGUGAGCCAGGCUUGGAGACAGGGCUGCGUGAAGUUGGCCUCAGCGGCACUAAGGAGGCUGACACAGACAUGUCUAUGACAAACCAAACCGGUGACAGCUCCUGUCCCUUUUGGCUACGCAAGGAGCUACAGGAUGCAGAGUUCAUCCCAAUGCCAGAUGAUUCCAGGGGCUCCAUGCCUGGCCCGCUGGCUCCGUCUUUCUCAGAGAGUGUCACACUGCCCUACGAGGAGCUGCAGGAGCUGAAGGCCGCCGCCGCCGCCGCCACGGAAAAAGGCCUUUCGACUGCUCGUAUGGGCUGUGACAGGGUCAAUGGGUUGGAGGAGGCAGGAGUCUGUAAGAAAGGGGAUGUGCCAACUUGCUGCAGGGCUAGCAGUGAGCUAGAACAGUUGCGAGAGACCAUCAGUCGUCAGGAGGCAAUGAUCCAGUUGUUACAGAAGCAGUUCAGUGAGCAGCUCAAAGAGAACGAGAGACUCUGGACAGCAAUCAACCACCUUACCCUGAGGGAGCCGGGAACAGAAAAUGGCAUCAACCACCAAGCCAACCGGCCCGUGGAGGGAUGGGGCGGAGCCUCUAACCACGAAGGGGACAGAUCUGCUGGGUCAAAACCGUGAUGAACAUAUUGCAUUGGUUCUGUCACAUGUGCAUUGAGUGGGAGUGGCUCUGCGCAGUUAAUUCCAUCCGAACAGGUCCCACCUGGAGAUGGACUGGCUAGGCCAUGGUCGGAGAAAUGCCAGCCAGUGGCACUGGUGAAUGGCAGAGAGAUGUAAUGGUAAUGGAUUACUAAAGUGAUGGGUUGUCUGAGAUUCAGUUGUGUUCUCCAUAGGUAAGAGCAGCUUGCUGAUACUGCUGGUAAGCAAGGUUGAAGAAGCAAAUUGAUGCCUACCGACCUCAUUCACUUGCAAGAAAGGUGUCACCCCUUUUUCACGUUUUGUUACAUCAUUAUUUCUUAGGUAUAAUCCCGUUUGCAUGGUAACAUUCUAUGAACAUACAGCACACGAUACCCUGUGAGAACACUUCAAUGUUGUAUGCUAGAAUUAACAUGGUUAAAGGAAAAGGCCUACAGCAACUGAUCUGGAGUAAACUUGACACAGACUGAAAUGUUGGCUGGUUUCAACAUUGAGCAACAGACUUUUGCUGUGUUACAGUAGAGGCGAAUGUGAAAUAUGAGUAAAUACUUUCAUAGCAAUGAUAAUAUUGUCACUGACUACUGUCAAUUGAGGUCUAGGGUUGGUUUGGUUUGUCACACAUUUUAAUAUUGAUGAUCGCUUUAUAACAAGUGGGCCUAGCUUAAAGUAAAGAACGCUUUGGUGUUCUAAUGUUUUAGGAUGUAUUUAUAUAUCCUCUCCUUACACUGUUUUAUCUUGCAAUUAUUUCUUGUGGUUUUUACAACAUCAUAGUUUUAACUAAGAGACAAAUUAAUCAGGUCAAUGCCAAAUGUUCCAAUGUGAAUUCAAGUACUGCUUUUUUAGCUCAUUUCCUCUGGAAAAUCCUGAGCACUAUUUUUGAUAACCUAUCAACGUUCUUCAUGUGAUGUUGUUAAAAGAGGCUAAACUUGUAGACUAAAAGUUUAUUGGAAGAGUUUAUGAAAUACAGUAGUAUUUUAAUUGUUCUUUUUUGAUGAACUGCUUGAUGAACUGUUGCUGCAAAAAUGGGAUGUGAAAUGUAUAAGGUUCACUUUUACAUAAACUACUGAUUCAAUAUAGACAAUCACUUGUGCUAUUAUUGACUUAAAGGAACAUUUUACACGUUUUCCACUUGAUGUGUUUUGGUUCCUAACCCUGAGAGUAGUCAAUGGGCAAAGGGAAACUGAAAUCCAUUAUUCUGUUUUUUUUUAUUUUUUUUACCAUAAUUACAAAAUUCGGCUAACUUUAGCUACUCCUAGCUAACUAUCAAUAUAAGUCAUGUCAGUAGUAUAAACAUUAUUGUUAUUAUUAUUACUUUUAGGUAACAUCAAACCAAAUAUGGAGUUCAUUUUAGAUAUUUUGGAGAUUCUAUUUUUACAACUCUAAAAUUUUUUCUAACAAUGUCUAAAAUUUGAUGAUUACCUUGCAUUUAUUGUAACUAAUAUUAAAGGCAAUAUUUCAUGUCAUGACAAUUGUUCACAUCCUAGUGUGUAGAAAAGCUUGUUUUUGUAAACUUCAUGGUAAAUGUUUAUUUUUUUCCUAUAAUAUUUUUUUCACAACGUUUCAGGUUAAUAUUGUCUUUGUGUUCAUUAUAUUUUUGAGCAUUCAUCUAAUAAUAAUUUUUACUCAUUAUGAAGUGUAAUAUUCACUUUUUUUUACUCUUGUACGUUGUGGUGUGUUCGCUUCGUAAAACCAUCCUGCUGUCACAAGCUCAUAUUUCGCUACAAGGUUACAGCUAAACAGAAUGUGAGCUCUCAAGAUGAGGACAGUUCUAUGGGGCUUGGCGUGUACAUGUUCUUAAGUGUCAUUUACCCACUGCAUUUCUUUUUGGGUAGUGUGCAGUUAAUUGAUACUGUACAACACUGAUGGAUUCUUUUUUUAUGCACGAGACAAAUAUCUCCCCAUUUUCUAGUGCGUUUACAUGCUCUUUAAACCAAAGAUUUUGUUGUGAUGUUUUGUGUGUUUUGCCUAAGAAUUGGCUUUUUAUACAGUGUGUUUGAUAUUGUAAUAUUAAUAACACAGUGGUUUUCCCAUGGCUUGGCUUAGCCUGUGCAACAUUGUAACAUUUAAGUGGGUGUAAGAUGUUACAGUGGACUUACUUUCCAUAAUUCACUGAGGCACUUAUGUUUUUUGCAUCAUGUCAAAAUAAAGAAUAAAACCAUUCUGA